This is a messenger RNA of Solanum dulcamara, 1442 nucleotides long. RefSeq lists its product as uncharacterized. Lineage: Eukaryota; Viridiplantae; Streptophyta; Magnoliopsida; Solanales; Solanaceae. Bases 871 to 1353 code for a protein of 160 amino acids. The transcript has a single exon. The record is from RefSeq and is a predicted model, not a curated record.
CCAUAAAUAUAUUUUAUGAAGUAAUAUUAUCUUUGUUUUAUUAUUAUAAUAGAAGAAAAAAAUAUAUAGCAAAAGAGUAGGAGAAGGAUAAGCUUAAGCUCACAAUAUAUUUAUAUUUUGCCUACUUAUUUGAUUUAAAAUUUCUGCCUAAAAAUGCCUCUCCGUUCACCACCGCCGGUGACGUUCAUUUCCUCCUCCUUCCUACACCACCCACCCACCCACCCAAUUCAAAGCUGAGUACAUCUAAUUUGGUUGGGGUGGGGUUCCUUAAUUUUCCGACGUGGGGUCUCUUGCUUAAUUUCCCGGCGAGAGGUUGCUUGCUUAAUUUUCCGGCUAGAGGUUGCUUGUUUAAUUAUCCGGCAAAGAGUUGUUUCAUUAAUUUCCAGGCGAGGGGUUUCUUAAUUAUACGGCGAAGAGCUGUUUCAUUAAUUUCCCGGAGAGGGGUUUCUUGCUUAAUUUCCCGGCAAGGAGCUGCAUAAUUAUCCGGAGAGGGGCUUCUUGCUUAAUUUUUCGGCAAGGGGCUGCUUAAUUAUCCGGCUAGGAGCUGCUUCCUUAAUUUCCCGGUAAGUGGCUGCUUAAAUAUCCGGCGAGGGGUUUCUUGCUUAAUUUUCCGGCAAGGGGCUGCUUAAUUAUCCGUGGAGGAGCUGUUUCCUUAAUUUCCCGGCAAGUUGCUGCUGAAUUAUCCGGAGAGGGGCUGCUUGCUUAAUUUUCCGGCAAGGGGCGGCUUAUUUAUCCAAAUUGGAAUUUCGUGAUUAAUUUUCCGGCAAGGAGCUACUUAAUUAUCCGGAAAAGGGUCGCUUGCUUAAUUAUCUCUUCGAGGGGUUUGGUAAUUUUCCGGCGAUUGGAAAUCGUCGUUUUUCGAUCGAAUUAAUGACAAAGCAAAUAGUGCUCCGUGCACCUUCAUCCCUUUCAAUCGGCCGGCGACGGCAACCAUUAUUAUCCAACCAAGAUACAUCAUCACGAGGUGGUGUUCGAAAAGCACGGUUAGCAGAGGUUGCCGGUGGAACAGCGGCGGAAUGCGCCGCUGUUUGUUGUUGUUGUCCAUGUGGACUCGUUAAUCUCCUCGUAAUGGCAGUAUAUAAACUUCCGGCAGGACUUUGCCGGAAAGCACUAAGGAGAAAACGCCGGCGCCGGUUAAUGAAAAAAGGGAUUCUACAACAAGCCAAAGGACAAUGCGGAUUUGAUGAUUCAGAGAUUUCGAUUCAUCCCAUCGGAGCCACCCAACUCGCGGUGGUUGACGGCGGAAGUAGCUUGAAAUCCGAUAAGGAUAUGGUGGCGCUAGAAAAAGAAAUGUGGAGUAAAUUUUAUGCUGCUGGGUUUUGGAGAAGUCCUUCUCAAAGGAGUGAUAUGUAAUAAUAAUAAAAUGGUAAAUAAUUGCAAAAUAUUCAAAAUUUAAUGUAUUUUCACACUUAUUUAUUGGUGGAAUUUUUAGUUUUCUUGAA